Molecule: messenger RNA, 983 nt
Organism: Cuscuta europaea
Lineage: Eukaryota; Viridiplantae; Streptophyta; Magnoliopsida; Solanales; Convolvulaceae
Source: the annotation of a GenBank genome assembly
UUUUUCCUUCUCCAUAUCCACUUCCUCAAAUCUGCAAUCGCAAAAACCCUUAAAUCUUUCAAACCCUUCACUGUUUAAAUUCUUGAAAAAGAAAAAGAAAUUGGGAUACAAAAUGAUGAUGUAUCCAGCUAAUAGUCGGUGGCUGCUUGGCGACUCGGAGAUGAUGGCGUCAACGAGUUGGACUCGUUACGAGGACAAGGUUUUUGAGCAGGCUUUGGUCCUGUUUCCCGACGGCGAUGACCGGUGGCAGAGGAUCGCCGAGCGAAUUCCGGGGAAGAGCGCCGGUGACGUUAUUGCACACUACGAGGCGUUGGUUCACGAUAUCGGAGAAAUUGACUCCGGGCGAGUUGAAUUGCCGACUUAUCGGGAUGGUUCGUUCGGCUGGGACCAGGCCGAGCCCAGUCAGAUCUCUUUCGGCAAUAACAAAAAGCAGGGCGAGGUUGAACGGAAAAAGGGCACUCCUUGGACGGAAGAAGAACACAGGUUAUUUCUCAUUGGGCUCGAAAGAUACGGGAAGGGUGACUGGAGAAGCAUAUCAAGGAAUGUAGUGGUCACGAGAACACCUACGCAAGUGGCAAGCCAUGCACAGAAGUACUACCUCCGGCAACAAUCCAUGAAGAAAGAGCGCAAAAGGUCAAGCAUCCAUGACAUUACUACCGCGGUUGAUACAAAGACUGUUCCUCCCCAGGCAAGUUUUUCUUGCCCUGGAGGUGGCGGUGGAGGCUAUUCGAACUACAACAACUUUCAUAAUCAAGGGUGAAAGUUGAAGUAUACACACAAGAGUCAUCACACUUGUAAAUGUAACUCUCCAACUUGUAAUUACUCUUAGCUUUAGAUGAUAGUUGGUUUAGGAGUAUUAGAUUAAUAGUUAGAGAAGGCUUAAUUGCUUAAGUGUGUCUGCGUGUGACUUUGAUCCUUGUUCAAGGGUUGUACUUUGUCAGUAAAUUUUAAUUUUAUAAUAUUGUAUAUGGAUUGUAUUAAAC